UCUCCUUGGUAUCUCUUUGGACUUCAGAGAGUUAAUCAAUGUUUGCUAGACGCUUGCCAUAAUGCUAACAUCAUUGGUUGCAUGAAAUAUGUGGAUUGUGGAAAAGGACAUUCCUCUCACCAAACACAAGAUUUGUGGACAAACAAUGUAAAUGCCACAUCUUGUUUGAAUUCGUUGUCUGGUUCUUUUGAUUAUGGGAUCUAUGCCGAUGUUGUUCGACUUACUACAGGAAGCAACUUGAUCAAAAAAUAUUUGUAUGCACUUUUUUGGGACUUCCAGCAAAUCAGUACUCUUGCUGGUAAUCUAACCCCAAGUGAUUUUGAGUUGGAAGUCCUUUUCACAAUUGCUUUUUGCGCUUCUCAUUGGAAACAUACAAAACUUUCUUCAGAGUCUCGGACAAAGAACACUAGAAAUGCAACUUAGAAGCCGUGAAGUUGAGCAAUGGAUGAACCAGUUUCACUUAUCAGAAGAUCUAAGAAAGAGGAUCAGACAUGCCGAAAGGUAUAAUUGGAUGGCAACAAUAGGGAUGAAUGCACAAAUGCUUAUGGAGAAUAUGCCAGAAAGAUCUGCAGAGAGACAUAAGACGUCAUCUCUUCGAAUUUAUUAAGAAAAUUCGAAUUUUCAGCUUAAUGGAUGAGCCUAUUUUAGAUGCCAUUUGUGAGAGGCUUAGGCAAAAAGUAUACUUCAAAGGAAGUACUAUUUUGCAUCCUGGUGAUUUGGUAGAGAAAAUGUUCUUUGUUUUGCGUGGGGAAUUGAAGAGCAUUGGCGAAGAUGGAACUAGAGUUUUUUUAACCGAAAGGGAUGCUUGUGGUGAAGAACUUUUAGUAUGGUGUCUUGAAAAUUCUUCGGUUAGCACAGCCCUAGGUUCUUUGCCGCCGGCGUCCCCGGACUCAGCGCUUCCGCUUCUUCCUCUUCCCUCUGUCCGGAACCCAGGUAGUUCGGCACAUCGUCCCAUCCUCGCUGGUUUCUCUGUCCGUGGCUUGGAGCAGCUCGCCAUCGGGUCACCGCUUGCCGUCGUCUCUGCUCUCGUCGUCGUGUCGCCGGUUGCCGCCGUGUCUCUGUCGAAGAUCUCUGUAGUGAAGCUAGUGGAUCCUGAAGUGAAGGAACGCAACAAUGAGGAAGAAGGAGGUGAAGAGUUGUCUGAUAUAUACCACUCACCGCAGUUUUCCAAGCUGAACUACGCGGAGAUGAUGGAGAAGUUCAAGGUUUGUAUAUAUGCUGAUGGAGAUCCCAAGACAUUUUAUCAAACACCUAGGAAGCUCACUGGGAAAUACGCCAGUGAGGGAUAUUUCUUCCAAAACAUUCGGGAGAGCAGGUUCUGAACCCUCGAUCCGGAUCAGGCACACCUCUUCUUCAUACCAAUCUCCUGUCAUAAGAUGCGUGGCAAGAUGCUUGGAAAUUCAUUUCAAAGGAAGCCUACAAUCUUGAGAAAUGGGGGUACUCCACCAGUGGUUGUAAGGCAUCUUUUCUUUGCUUCCCUGACAGUUCUUGAAUUAUAGUUCUCUGAAGAUUCACUUUUCAUUUUCAUUUUCCUCACAUAAUUCUAGUGUACUUCAUCUACUAAUCUGCUCUACAUUAUUGCAUAGUAGUGAAAGCAUUGACCUUCAUAUUUAUAUUUUGUUUCCAUUUUCAUUUAUCCUUUUGGUUGUUG
Molecule: messenger RNA, 1651 nt
Organism: Arachis duranensis
Lineage: Eukaryota; Viridiplantae; Streptophyta; Magnoliopsida; Fabales; Fabaceae
Exons: 9
Coding region: 531-1322 (263 amino acids)
Source: RefSeq, a predicted model, not a curated record